CACCUCCUCUCGCACCUGGCGCUGCGGGGCAAGGAGCUGCUGCACCGCGGGCUCUGCGGCCUGCUGGGCUGCGGCCAGGCCCUGGCCAGGCAGGUCUGCGAGGGCCUGGCCAUCGGCACCAGCCUGCUGGCCUACCUCAUCAACAGCCUCGUCAACGUGUGCCUCAUCGGCACGCAGAACCUCUUCACCCUGGUCGCGGCCCUGUGGGACUCCGUCGCCGGCCCCUUCCUCAGAGUCACGGACCUGCUGGCCGCUUUCCUCGCGCACGUCUCCAGCGGUGCCAUCGCGGUGUCCAUCCUGCUGUGGUCGCCCUGCCAGCUGGCCUUCGAGCUCCUGGCCUCCGCCGCCGAGCUCUUCAUCAACAUCUUCUUUGUGAAUAUUUAUGGUCUGGUCUUGCUCCUCCUCAUUAUUGUUGUCAGCGCCUUUGUCUUCAACCCCGGGCUGCUGUGGACGCUGACAGGCUACGUGCUGGGCUACUUCAACACGCUGCCUUCCUACCACCGCCUGCAGCGUGAUGUGUGGCGGCUCUACCAGGUGGCAGUCCUGACGCUGGGUAUGGCCAUGACCUCCCAGGCCUGGCGCAGGUUGGUGGACUGGAGCCUGCAGGUGACCAACUGGAGCCAAGGAGGCGGAACGACGAACCGGGAAAGCAACCAGCGAGGGGCAGCUGCGCCCACCCUGAGACUGGCGGCCCCUGGCAGGCUGAUGCUGGCAGGGGUCGGCCAGCUGCCAGCUGAGCACGAGGACCAGCCGGAUGCAGAGCAGGUACCGCAAGCGCGUCCUGCUCUGAGUCGAAGUGCCGUGGCAGGACAGCGUCUCCAGCCGUCCAGGGAGGAACCGAGCACCUCCUGGGGGAAAGCUCUGAGGAGGCAGCAGCUGAACGCAGCAGCUGGGGAUGGUGAGGGCACUCCGGAUAAUGACCCCUGGGUGCUCCUGAAAGAACAAGAGGAACGUAAGAAAUGUGUCAUCUGUCAAGACCAAACCAAGACAGUCCUGCUUCUGCCCUGCAGGCACCUGUGCCUGUGCCAGGAGUGCACGGAAGUCCUCCUGCAGCAGGCCAUCUACCAGCGCAACUGCCCGCUGUGCCGCCAGAUGAUCCUCCAGACGCUCAAUGUGUACUUGUGAACCCAAGGGGCGGGUGGCUUGGGUCAUUUUCCCAGGAGAUCAAGGGCACCCCUGUCUCUGUCUCUUUCCGGGAAGCAGAACUUCCCAGGGCUGCCUCGAGCAGCUUCCAAAGAACUAAGGAUGGUGCUGAAAGGGCAAAAGGCUGUUGGGGGUGUCUGCUAGCCAUAUUUGCUACGUAACUAGAUUGUAGCUCUUGCUAGCAAGCACAAUAACUGAUCUCUGCAGCAGGCUGAAAGAGUUACCUUUUUUCUGUUGACAACUUUUGCUGUUUCAGGGCCUGUUGCCUCAAGCCUGCAGCAGUCUGAGAUCCAAAGCAGAGCACAGAAAGAUGCUCUGGUCCCUCAUAGCCAAAGCUGAUGGAAAGGUUAAAGGCUAUGCCCUCCUGGGAAUCACAGGGGCUGGUGCAAGGCAAGGGAGGGCUUUUCCCGAGAUCUGACCAGAAAACUACCUGGCAGACUGCAUUCACGCCUCUGUUUCCUCCUCCCACCAUCUAAGUGGGGCAGCUCCCUGGGAAGGGAGAAGUGUGCCCCUUUUGCAAGGCCCUAGGAGAGCAAUGAGCACACUCGAGUUUUUUAAGCUUUGCUACCAAAGGGCUGAGCCUGGCUCUCAGCUGGAGAAGAGCAGGGUUUCUGGGGUAUUUCAGUAUCCCAGCCACCAUGGCUUUGGUUUUUGAACUUCCUGUUCCCCUUGCCAGGACAAUGAGGAGCUGUGAUGAACACAGGCUCGCUGCAGGCCGGCUGACUGCAGAGCUCAGUGUUGCUGCCGCUUCCACGCAUCACCUAUGCAAGACUAGCAAGCACACAUCAGGUUACUCACAUGGGGAGGCUGGAGGGAGUUACUCUUUCUGCAGGGGUGGUGGUGCUGCUUGGUGAACCUGAGGGGUGGAUGGCUGGCUGGCCAGUGCUCACAGCCCUGGCAGCAGCAGCAGACGUCUGAGCCAAUGCUGGAGAAUCCUGUCUAGAUACUACACAUUUUCUUCAGGCUCAGAGUGCCACGGAACUGGCUCACACCAGUGCUCGCUUGCUGCUUCCCAGGCUGGGCUGGCUAGAGGGAGUAACUCUCUGGGAGGAGAGAGGACACCCCAAAGCUCCUGGGGACCCACUGAGACAUUCCAGCUCCAGGCACAAGUUCUGCAUAUCCAUGCUGCGGAUCUGCAGCUGUGUGCAUGGAGCGGUACCAGGACCAUGGCUAUCUUUGAUUAGGGCAGGGUUACACUGCUGUUCUGUCUUACUGUCUGUCAGAAAUGUAGCUAGUUUUAUUUAAAAGCAUCCCCUGAAGUCUAACCAGGGCAUCUGAUCCUGGCUGGGGAGGCCUGAGAUGGCUCAUCCCAGCUUGGUCAACCAGCACCAUUCCAAGAAAUUGCUGGGCUGCAAGAGGGCCUUGCACUAAAAAGUUUUUCCUUUUCCAGCUGCUUGCCUGGGGUCAGCCACGCCCCACAGCCAAUUUUGGCUGGAGCCAGACUGGAAAGAGUCUUGACUCCUGGACUGCAAGCCAAGAGCCUGAGGGCGGCUGGCAUGGUCUUCCUUUCCUAUUCUUCUUGAUGAGUGAUUUAAGCCAAAACAGAAGCAGCGGAGAGGCCAGGCCAUGCUGGAAGACCCCUCUGCGCUGUAAACCUGAGUGUGGCAAGAUACUAUCUUGUUGGAGAGUGGCUCUGCUCUGGGAGGCACUGCAGGGGCUGGUUGCCCCCACAUUUGCUGGGGACUGGAGGGACUCCCUGGGCCAAGCUGGGCUCCUGAGCACUAAUAGGUGUUAGAAGUGCCUGGCCCCAGGGCUGUCAGCCGCUUCCACCUCGCUUCACAGAGAUGCAAAGGUCCCAGCCCAAGCCCUGUUGUUCAGCCUCUUGCCCCUGUGCCUCCCCAAGCACACACCACCCAUGUUAAUGUUUGCUCUCCCCAGCCACCUCUCCUGCGGCUGCAGCCAGUGACACUUGCAGUUGAGUAGCCAAGCCCUUGCCAGAGCAGUGAGUGCAGCCCCGCAGAUUGUGUUCCCCAGGGCCCAGCUUGUCCCAGGCACCUGCAGAGGUCCUCCUGCAAGAGGAGCCGGGGAGCUGCACCCUUCCCUGGGUGUGCCUCUGGAGACACCCGGGAGUGGGAGUGUGGCCACACUCCUGGCUGCAGGCAGCGGUGUUUGGUCGGGACCAGCUCAUGGAUCUUGGGGUGCAAUGUUUCCUACAUGAAUUACAGGGGGGAAGGACACCUCCCCAGGACUGCAGUUUCUCCCCUCAAACCCUUUUUCUAUUAUAGCAGCCACGCUUAUUGUUUUAGGGCCUGUUUGUUUGCUGCCUGUUUAUAAAAAAAGAGGAAGCUUUGCCUUAAGUUUAACUCUUUGCACUAUGGACUAGAUACUGAGCAGAUUAAAGUCUCC
Molecule: messenger RNA, 3489 nt
Organism: Aptenodytes forsteri (emperor penguin)
Lineage: Eukaryota; Metazoa; Chordata; Aves; Sphenisciformes; Spheniscidae
Gene: RNF26
Product: ring finger protein 26
Exons: 1
Biological process (GO): protein ubiquitination; ubiquitin-dependent protein catabolic process
Molecular function (GO): ubiquitin protein ligase activity
Source: RefSeq, a predicted model, not a curated record